Racocetra persica is the source of this 1300-nucleotide messenger RNA. NCBI's taxonomy places the organism in Eukaryota, Fungi, Glomeromycota, Glomeromycetes, Diversisporales, Gigasporaceae. The record is from the annotation of a GenBank genome assembly.
GGAUUUCAGGAGAAGUGGAACCGUGGAGAAACCUGAAUUGGCAGUUUGUAGUAGCAAGAAUAGGUUAGUAAAAAUGCUGUUAGCUAAAGUACAGACUUUAAAUAAAAAAGCAGUAUCAGAUAGUUGGAAUAAGCGACUAGACAAGGCAUGGGAUGUGUAUAGAGAUUUCUGUAAAGUUAUGAAUUUGAGAGCACUUCCAUCUGAAGUUGAUACAUUGGUAUCUUUCAUUGUUUGGUUAGAUUUAACUCAGUCAAUUUCAGGUUGUAUGGAUGUUCUAGCAGCAGUUUCAAGAGCGCAUCUUGAAGCCCAGCUUACAGAUCCAUCUAAGGAAUAUAGAGUUAAGAGGGUUUAUAGAGCACUGUUAAAGGAUCAUAGAAAGGCUAAAGACCCAAACUGGCCUCGUGAUUCUUUAACAGUAGCUGCCUUAAAGUUUUUUGUUGACAAGAAACCACAGCUAAUCAGUAAUGAUUUUUGGAUAUGUGAUGCUGCAUUGAUAGCUAUUGGCUUGAGAACUAUGCGCCGUCUUGAUCAAUUUGCCAAUGGAAAAUUUAUUCCGAUAGAAUAUUCAAAUAGUAAAUAUUGUCCAGUCAGGCUAUUAAGAAGACACCUGGCAAUUAGGCCAAGAAUAUCAGAUGAUAUGCCACUUUUCCUGUCUAAAAGCAGGGUACAGUUGUCAGUAGGGGCAGUAGGUGCUAUUGUCAAGAGAAUCGCAGAGAAUACAGGCCUCCAAGGUAAAUUCACUGCUCAUAGCAUUAGAAUAGAAGGUGCAAUAGCAGCAAUAGAGGCUGAGCGUAAAGCUUUCUUAUCAUGUCAAUUGAAUAGAAAUGAUAUCUCCAAAGAAACUUAUGAAUCAAAAAACUCUAAGCUUACAGAAUUAGAAACUCAAGUUGGAUUACUAUUUUCCAAAACUACACGAUUAGAAAAUAAUAAAAUUUUAUUUCAAACUGAAAUCAAGAAACUUAAAGAAGAUUUACAACGCAUUGCCAAAAGCUAUGAAGAUGAUAAAACAAAACUAGAAAAAUAUUAUUCUGUUAUUCGACAAACUCAUUCUAUAUUACAAGAAAUGUUUAAUUCUAAUGAAAUAGAUAUUCUGCGAUUGUCAGUUCUCUGUAAAGAAAUUAAAGAAAUUUGUGAAGGUUGUGAAGAUGUAAAUGGUUUGAAUAUUCCGAUAUACAAUUCAUUUGAAGAAGCGUUAAAUGCUUCUGAGCAAAAAAUAAUUGAAUUAGAUAAAGAUGGAAAAUAUAUUGAACCAAAGUUUCUAUCUUUAGUUCGACAACAUUGUUUUUAUAAUAUUCAAUAG